GUGAGUUAGUCAACCAGCUGGAGGACACUUGUUCACUAUCUUCGAGCUACAAAAUUGAGCAAAAAAAGUCGACCAUGAACUACAAUGAAGAGCCUCCUGUCAGGUCCAGGCAGCCCACACUGCCUCCCUUCUCCACCAGGACCCUGCACCACCCUUCUUUCCUGCCUAUGUACAUGGCUGCAGGCUUUCAACACCAUCACAAUGACUGUAGCAACCAAACAGUCCUCCCCAUCAUCCCAGCAGAGUUUUUCUACACUGAUCCCACCAUGAGCUGUGGGAGGAGGGUCCCCAACAUAGUGAGUGAGUUGAGGGUUUUCGAUUGCUUCCAGCUCAACACUCCGCCACCAGUCAUGUCCGCCUUCCCUGCUCCACCAACCCGUCCAGACCCAUUCAGAUCAGGCCCACACCCCAUCAGGGAUCUGGGCAGCCUCACCUUCAAAGUAAAUGCUCUCCACCUUCCAGUGCAUCCGAGCCGGGUUGUCCUCCAGCUCACCCAGGAGGAGGACCAGGCCGUCACCAAUCUCCUGAAACUGCACCUCCAAGAAGAGCCGUCACACAGUGAUGACACCCUUACUGCUCUGCAUAUGGACUAUUCCAGUGUUUGCUUGAACCCCAUCUCGUUCUUUCACCCUGAACUUAUGGACACCACAACAGCUGAGGAAGUAUUCAACCCCCUCUGUUGUGAAGUGCCGUAUGCAAGGGAGGUUAGUUUGCAAAGUCAGUUGCAGCAGGGAAGGUGUUGGUCAGAUACAGAGCUUGAGGCAGCUAACACCCUCUUGAGUUGCUUCAGCCUGAUGGAGAAGGACAAAAUCUUGUGCGAAAACCACAAUAAAUCAGCAUUAAAACCUCCUGAUCCUCUGCUGUACCAGAAUCACAAUGAUUCAUCAACAAACACUGAAACCCAACAAGGAUCUGAGACUUUUCCUGCAUUAAUAACUGCUGAUUGUGCCCAAAACAACGUUGGCAGCUUUAGUUGUGCCAGGGAACAUGGAGAACCAGGGUGGGGGGAUUUGGGGUUUGUUCAGGUAAAGAAUGCUGAUGAUGUUCAUCGGCCCGUUUCCGAGUCUACACUGUCCUCCGACUUAAAGACAAACGGAAGAUCAAGCUCCUCUGGAGGUUUUUCAGAGGUGAACAAGUGGACGCUCUCAGAUUCUGAGGGAGAUGCUGUGCAUGUACUCCUGAGCCUCGGAGACAUGGGAGCGCUCGAUAUCGUGCAGUGAUUGUCUUAAACCUGAGGGUCUUCAUGU
Messenger RNA from Anoplopoma fimbria (sablefish), 1247 nucleotides. RefSeq lists its product as uncharacterized. Gene Ontology annotation, cellular component: cytoplasm; nucleus. NCBI's taxonomy places the organism in Eukaryota, Metazoa, Chordata, Actinopteri, Perciformes, Anoplopomatidae. Gene Ontology annotation, biological process: regulation of DNA-templated transcription. The coding region runs from base 75 to 1220 and encodes 381 amino acids. The transcript has 4 exons. The record is from RefSeq and is a predicted model, not a curated record.